ACAGGGAGAACCCUCCACUUUAUCUCGAACAGAUGCAUACUAGAUACAAAGAACUGUAUGAGAAGGUCGAACAGCAGAAAAAACUCAAGACAAAUGGAGGUCAUACUAAUGGGAGUAGUGUGUCCGGUGACGUCGGGCGUGGGGAAAGACUGAAUGCAGCUCAGAGGGAAGAAUCAGCUUUUGACCGAGGUAAAGGCGAGGAUACUUUUGGUGCCAGAGACGAAGAUUGGCAACUUUACAAACUAAUGGGAAAAGAUAACGAUGAUGAUGAUAAUGGAGCUGAUGAAGAUGAAGCGGAGCUGGCCCGUGUUUGUUCUAGGCUCCAGGAGAUAGACCCAACAUUUGUGCCUAAACCCGAACCAGCACCUUCACAGCCGGCUACCGCCGAGGCACCACAUGUUCGUCCACUCACCAAGGAAGACUUCCAAAUUGUGCUUGGGGUCGAAAGGUUCUGAUGUCCUGAAAUAUUAUUCCUCCCGAACUUGGUCGGGAUAGAUCAAGCGGGGUUGGAUGAGAUGACCAGGGUCUCAAUAAGAAGGUUGCCAUCCAAGGAUGAGGCACUGGAGAAUAGGUUGACCAGUUCUAUUUUUAUGAAUGGUGGGUGCAGUCUCUUUCCCGGUAUAAACGAA
This is a messenger RNA of Hibiscus syriacus, 629 nucleotides long. RefSeq names its product actin-related protein 5-like. The coding region runs from base 33 to 455 and encodes 140 amino acids. The transcript is spliced from 2 exons. The record is from RefSeq and is a predicted model, not a curated record. NCBI's taxonomy places the organism in Eukaryota, Viridiplantae, Streptophyta, Magnoliopsida, Malvales, Malvaceae.